GUCCGAUUUUGAUAGAAAUAAUUUGUCUCCAAUCUUUCAAAACUUUCAAGGGAGCUCUCGUCAAAGCUCUGAUUAGUCUAUUCCUUUUAAAUUGAUGAGUGGUGCUAAAAAUCAUGCUAUUCAAGCAUUUCUUAGAAAUAGAAGUGAAUUGAAGGAUCUCCAUGUCACCUACUACCUCGGCCACCAUUGCUCCAUGGUUCAGAACUCAACUAUGGAAGGUGUUUCUUGUCAUCAUUUAUGCUUUUGAUCAAUUCUUUUCAUACCUAGUUCACCGAUCACUCCAUCAUAUGGUAUCUCAUCAACAAACAGAUGUUAGACCAAGACUGACUCAUCAUGUUUUAGGCAUUCAACUUGCAAGAAAACAGCAGCGAUAGUUGCACAAUGGCUUCCACUUCUUCGAUGGUUUCGUCAUCUUCUUCCCCGGUGACACAACCUGAAAAUUUGAUGCCCCCUCCACCAGCACCAGUGUCAGAAACUGCUCCAGUGACAAGUACUUUGGUGGUUUCAAAACAAUAAACCCCUUUUUAGUUUUAGGGCUUAUCCUGGACCCAAGGUUCAAACUACGUCAUGUGAGUCAUGUGUUAAGAACUGUGAUGGAGUGGACUGAACUUGAAGUGUUUAAUAAAGAAUCUGAGAUGAAAACCUUCAUGCUAUCUCUCUAUGAUGAGUAUGUUGACAAACUGGAGGGUGGUAAGCUUGUGAAGAAGAGAAAUGGAGAUGGCAAUGAAACAGGCAAUAUGAAGAGGCAGAAGUCAACAUCUAUGCGUGGCAGCUCAAGUAAAAAUGCAUUUGUGGUGGAUUGGACUAAACACAUCGGACAAACUGAUGCAACAGUUGUUACACAUGAGAUAGAUCAAUACCUCAAUGAUUCUUUGGAACCAAUAGGAGCGAAACCGCCUCAAGAAACUGAGGAAGAUGACACUUCAUUCGAUGAAGAGGUUGUUGAAGAGGAAUACCAGAUGUUUGAUGUCUUGCAUUGGUGGAAAUUUGCUUCACCCAAUUAUCCUGUUUUAGCAUCAAUUGCUAGAGAUGUAUUUGCUAUACAAGUUUCAACAGUUGCCUCUGAGGGUGCUUUUAGCACAGGUGGACGAGUAAUUGAUGCUUUUAGAAGUUCAUUAACCCCAUCUUCAAUAGAAGCUUUAAUUUGUAUGCAGAAUUGGCUCAAAGGAGAUAACAUUAUCACUCAUUUUGAAGAUGAACCGUGCACAAAAGAACUGGAGUUUUAUGAAGCCAUUGAGACAGAGUUGGCAAAUGCAAGACCUGGAAGCUUAAGUAUUCAUCAAGAUGAAGAGGAUAUUUGAAAUUGAUGUUUGUGAUUUACUUUUUGAACUACUAUAGUUUAAUGGAGCAGCAAAUUGAAGAUCUUUUGCCGGUGUCUGGAGAAGCCAAUGGUGCUUAGAGAGUGGUGGUCAUGAACGUUUUGUUAUUUAUGUUUUGUACUAUUAUAGUUUAUAUGAAAUUUAUUAACUAUGUAAUAUGAAAAUUGAUAAUUGUGUGGAUUUUUGGAUGGUGACUAAGUUUUAAUUUGUCAAAAAAAGUGGCAUUGUUUGGUAUUGGUAU
This is a messenger RNA of Cuscuta europaea, 1560 nucleotides long. The record is from the annotation of a GenBank genome assembly. NCBI's taxonomy places the organism in Eukaryota, Viridiplantae, Streptophyta, Magnoliopsida, Solanales, Convolvulaceae.